ACUUUGCCUCUUUCAUAGAGAGCUGUUCAUGACAGAAUGCAGAGGCCACUCUCAUUCAGUUUAAUUGCUGCUUAGCAUACCUAGGUGGAGAUACCACUUUGAUGUCAUUUAUCUGCUGCUUAGCUGAUGUAGCUGUUGCAGGCGUUGUAGUGUGAAUUAACAUGGUAAUAACAACUAUUACCGUGCUUGAUAUAAUGACACUUAUAAGGAUGCCUGUAAGUGGUUGGUUUCAUGAUUAUUUGUCAAACCCACUCGGUUGGUUCAGAGCUGCUGCCCACUGGGAAUGUGGCUCUGAGUCCAUGAUCUGGGUCAUCUGGGCUGCAGAGUGGAGCCUGGGGAAUGGCCCUGCACAGAAUAGGGCCCUGCUCACCAUCUUUGCCUGCACAUGACCAUCUUCUUUACUCUUGCCCAGCUGCAGAAGGCUGCUGACCCUUGGGUCCUGAAGCACUCGGAUCUGGAGAAGCAGGACAACAGCUGGAAAGAGACACACAGUGAGAAGAUCCACAACAAGGAGGCUGUUUCUGAAGCUGAGCUUGGGGGAACCGGCUUAAAGAGGACCAAAUCUGUUUCCUCCAUGUCAGAGUUUGAAAGUCUGCUAGACUGUUCCCCCUACCUCGCAGGGGAAGCCGCCCGGGGCAAGAAGCUGCCCAACAGCCCUGCCUUUGCCUUUGUGGGCCCCCAGCCAGUGGACCCGGAGAAGGCUGCCCCAGAACAGCCAGGGCUCUCGCCACGUGAUUGCAACCGCCUGGGUGCCCUGGGCUGCCAGGAGCCGGCGGGGAGGCAGAUGCAGCGCAGCUACACGGCUCCCGACAAGACGGGCAUCCGCGUCUACUACAGCCCCCCGGUGGCCCGGCGCCUGGGCGUCCCCGUGGUCCAUGACAGGGAGGGCAAGAUCAUCAUCGAGCCCGGCUUCCUCUUCACCACAGCCAAGCCCAAAGAGUCGGCCGAGGAGGACGGGCUGGCGGAAAGCUCCUACAGCCGCUGGCUCUGCAACUUCUCCCGGCAGCGCCUGGACGGGGGCUCUGGGGGCGGCCCCUCGGCGGCCGGGCCCGGCUUCCCAGCGGCCCUGCACGACUUUGAGAUGUCGGGCAACAUGAGUGACGACAUGAAGGAGAUCACCAACUGCGUGCGCCAGGCCAUGCGCUCGGGCUCGCUGGAGCGGAAGGUGAAGAGCACGUCCAGCCAGACGGUGGGCCUGGCCAGCGUGGGCACACAGACCAUCCGCACAGUCAGCGUGGGCCUGCAGACCGACCCGCCCCGCAGCAGCCUGCAUGGCAAGAGCUGGUCGCCCCGCAGCUCCUCGCUGGUGUCCGUGCGUAGCAAGCAGAUCUCCUCCUCCCUGGACAAGGUGCACUCGCGCAUCGAGCGGCCGUGCUGCUCGCCCAAGUAUGGCUCGCCCAAGCUCCAGAGGCGGUCCGUGUCCAAGCUGGACGGGGCCAAGGACCGCAGCCUGUGGAACCUGCAUCAGGGCAAGCAGAACGGCUCGGCCUGGGCCCGCUCCACCACCACGCGGGACAGCCCCGUGCUGAGGAACAUCAAUGAUGGGCUGUCCAGCCUAUUCAGCGUGGUGGAGCACUCGGGGAGCACCGAGUCCGUCUGGAAACUGGGCGUGUCCGAGGCCCGGGCCAAGCCCGAGCCUCCCAAGUAUGGCAUCGUGCAGGAGUUCUUCCGCAACGUGUGUGGCCGGGUGCCAAGCCCCACUUCCAUACCCGGGGAGGAGGGUGCCAAGAAGCUGGAGCCCGUCUCCCCCGCCAGCUACCACCAGCCGGAGGGCAUGGCCAGGAUCCUGAACAAGAAGGCAGCCAAGUCAGGCGGCAGCGAGGAGGCCAGGCUUUCCCUGCUCCCCCAGAUGGGGAAGGAUGGGGUCCCUCGUGAUGGAGAUGGAGCCAUGGUCCUUCCCAAUGAGGUCCUUGUGCUGCUCUGGGAUGGGGGUUGGAAGGCCCCAGACCUGAAACAGCAGACCUGAUGGACACGGUCUGAAUACAAGAGACUGGUGAGCAUGGUGGCAUACCCACCUGCUUUGCCACCACACCCCAGAGAUUGCCAGCAUCCCCUCCAGGGAAGGGGCAUGCUCACUGCCCUCCUGCUACCCAGUGGUGUGUGGGAACCAGCUCCUUUCGUUCAUGAGAGCCAAUCAUGUACAUCUCUGUGUUUAGCGAUGUCACCUUAGUACCUUGAGAUCGGCCACCAGGGGAGGAUUUACUCCAUGAAAAUUAGAAAUGCUGCAAAUCAGGGCUUCUCCUCUUACUCCUGGGAAACUAGUCGUUAAACAUGUACCAGCACACCACUGCCCUCACCCCACCAAGACUCUAUCCCUAAGUGUUUCCAUUUUCUCUGAGACUCUUUUGCUGCUCACUCCACUCCUGAUACCAAUUUCAGAUUUAGUUAGGGAUUAUGCGCAUGUUAGUAAAACAACGCAUGUUAAGUUAGCUUUGCAGAAAGGGAAAUUGCAGAGGAUCUCGUGGAACCCAAGGGCAGGGACCCAAAGUCCCCAGUGGCUGCUCUGUCUCCCUCUCCUCUCGCUUGAGCUUCAUUUUCUCUUAUGUCCUCUUCCUCCCUCUGUCUCUGUUGUAUUUGAAUAUGGUCCAGGUGGGCUCUGCCUACUCUACUUUUAUAAUCUCUUCCAGUUCCAGCACCUAAGGGACUCACAUCCUUCUGUCCCCAUUCCACAUUUCAGGAAGAAACUGACUAGUGUAACUUGAGUCCAGUGUAACCCCUUGGUCCAGUCAGCUGUGGUCAGGGGUGGUAUCAUGGUCUGCAGUGCACGGAGUGAAGGAGGGUUGUAGGUGGAGGCACAGAGAGGUGGCAUGGGCUGGGAUUGACCCAUGUGAUUUGUACGUAUCGUAUGUUUAGCUGGUUUCUAGUUUUUCCCUAUUAUACGUAAUGCUGUGGUGAACAUCUUGACACAAAAGCAUUUUUCCAUAUUGCAGAUUAUUUCCUUACGUUUGAGUUGCAGAAAUGGGAUUCCAGAAUAAAAGACUGUAAAUUGUUAAAGGUAUUUGAUAAGUGUUGCUAAAUUGUCUUUCCAAAGACUUGGUUUAAUUUCUAGAGCCCUCAGGAGUGUAUGGUGAGUGCCUUACUUCCCUAUACUCUCUGGCUGCAUUUUAAAAAAAAAAAAAAACCUUUUAAAUAUUCAUUCCUCUUUUUUUAACUUAAUAAAAUCCUUUUUGAGGUUAAUAUACAUACUGAGCAUAUUGUAGGAAUAUGGCUUAUUGAAUUCUCACAAACUGAACACACCCAUUGUAUUAGAGUUCUCCAGAGAAACAAAACAAAUAGGCUUUGUGGUUAUGUGU
Molecule: messenger RNA, 3293 nt
Organism: Physeter macrocephalus (sperm whale)
Lineage: Eukaryota; Metazoa; Chordata; Mammalia; Artiodactyla; Physeteridae
Product: protein SOGA1-like
Exons: 4
Coding region: 386-1966 (526 amino acids)
Biological process (GO): insulin receptor signaling pathway
Source: RefSeq, a predicted model, not a curated record